UGUGGCGGCAGCACUGUCUCGCGCGCUAAACGGACGCAACACGCAAUCUUUCUUUCCCCUUUUUUCCGGGAAAAUUCGCGCAAAAGGAGUUCUAUGAGUGUAUCACCUUUUUCCUCACAUCUUUUAACAUUCCACCACGCAAGUUAUAAUAUUGUUGGGUACUUUUGUCCAAAGCUAUGCCAACAGUUCCGUUUAGGGUUUUUACCAGACUGGAUGUUAAAUGAUUAAAACUCUUUAUUAAUUAACUUGUAAAGUUAAUUAAUUAUAAACAAAAUCCCUAAAGGAAUUACUUCCGUGGGAAAAACUCGACAAAAAAAAAGAAUCAGUGACUUUAAUUCAUCUCUUCAAAUCAAAACGAAAAGUGAUAAUGUGAUUGCUACAAAAGAAAAGUGAUGAAGAAAUUUAAAUAUUGCGUGAUUUAUACUCUCCAAUUAGUGAUACCUUUAGAAAUUUCACCUUUUCGUGUAAUCAGCAAUUGACAGAGAAAAGUGUUUGUGUGUUAGGUGACAAUUUUCAACAUCUUCUCGGAGACAUUUUCUCAUAAAGUGGAAUUUUUCCUUCCAUCCCGCGAGAGGUGCUAUCAACAACCAGCGAAUAAAUUGAUUCAGGCACUCCCGUGGACAUCGCAGCACGAAGAUAUGAUGGACAGAAUACCAUCUCUGUCUCUGCCUGGGCUGUCCCUGCCACAUCCCCUGUCAAUUCCCACAACACAGACCAUCGCCAAUCACUCGUCACAUCCCCUGAACACCCUCAAUUUGCACACCGCACAGAAUCUUCAUGCCACCUCGACAGCCUCCCUGCAUCACCAUCAGACCCAAACACAGACAGCUGGAAAUCUGCAUCAGAACAUCGGAGGUAUGAUGAACAACUCCGGAAGCACAAAUUUCUUCUGCAGUCUUAUGGGUCAGAACACUACUAAACGUGCCACGGAGGAACAUAUAAAGCGUCCCAUGAAUGCCUUUAUGGUAUGGUCACGUCUACAGCGUCGUAAGAUAGCCCAGGAUAAUCCCAAGAUGCACAACUCAGAGAUCUCUAAAAGACUUGGUGCCGAAUGGAAAUUGCUGAGUGAAGAUGAGAAACGUCCAUUCAUCGAUGAAGCCAAACGUUUACGGGCAAUGCACAUGAAGGAGCAUCCCGAUUACAAAUACCGACCAAGAAGAAAGCCAAAAGCUCUCAGACGCGACGGUUAUCCAUAUCCAAUGCCAUAUCCUUCAGUUCCUGUGGAAGCUCUACGAGCAGGCAUAACUCCAGGAUAUUUUGCUCCAGGGCCACCUUAUCAUCUGGGAAGUCAUCUCUCACAGACAAGUCCUCCGACGACUCAGGCAUCCCUGCCAACUCAAAUGGAUGUGUCAAAGUUUGCCCUGGACAGGAGUGCAUACUUAGGCUCAGCUGCUAGUUCCCUGUAUGACACAUCGAAGGCACCAACUAGUGCAUAUAGUGCAUACCUCGAUCCGUCCGUUCUCACAAAGGCAUACUUCGACUCCAAGAUGUACCAGGACCGGGCAGCUAACUACGCAUUUGACAUCAGCAAAAUCUACGGCCAGCAACAGCAACAACUUCAGCAGCCAACAAAUGGCAUGACAUCGAACAACAAUAAUCUUGAGGAACGAGAACCUACUCCUCAAUUGGGUGAUAUGGGUGACAAAGCUCAAUUGACCAGUGGACAAGAUAGCCAGUUGGAGACUUCAGGUGGAAACGCCUAUCCCUCUGGUGGAUACCAAUAUCCACCGGGGGGUGACUUUCGGAGGCCACUGACUGUGAUUUUCUGACCGGACAAAGAAUAAAUGGGGCAUUAUUGCGAAUAAUACCUUAGCCCUUAUACUUAACCCACUUUCAUAGUCUUACAGUUUUUUUUUCCUUUCACACAAAAUGUAAAUAUACAUAAAAUAAAGUAGUCGAAAUUAGCGUUAAAUUAAUUACACACACCUUAACGAUAGUCUAACUUUUCUGUAUUUAAAAUUAAAAAAAAUAUAUUAUUAAAAAGAAAAGAAAUAGAAUGUAUAACUAAUCAGGCAAAAGGAUAAUUGGAUAAACCUUAUUGUAAAAUUAUGCAAAUUGAUGUAAUUUUGUCGUUGAUAGACUACAAAAGAGAAAAAGAUAAAAAAACAAGAAAAAUCUAAUUAAAAUUAAACUAUAUGGAGUGUAAAUUAUUGAGAAAAAUAAACAAAUCUAUCAAGUGGAAAAUUA
This is a messenger RNA of Phlebotomus papatasi, 2187 nucleotides long. RefSeq names its product protein SOX-15 (gene Sox21b). The coding region runs from base 639 to 1769 and encodes 376 amino acids. The transcript is spliced from 7 exons. The record is from RefSeq and is a predicted model, not a curated record. Gene Ontology annotation, molecular function: DNA-binding transcription factor activity, RNA polymerase II-specific; RNA polymerase II cis-regulatory region sequence-specific DNA binding. Gene Ontology annotation, biological process: anatomical structure morphogenesis; cell differentiation; regulation of DNA-templated transcription. NCBI's taxonomy places the organism in Eukaryota, Metazoa, Arthropoda, Insecta, Diptera, Psychodidae.